UGAUGGACUGCCUUUCUAUUCCCGUUCCACUUUCACAUCAAUUCCUUGGUGAACUGUUAAGAACCAGUUGAGGAGGCACAGACACACAGAUCUUCACAUGCUGCUUGUCAAAACAAAUAUCUGCUCACCUCUUUGAGGCAUUGAGCACAGUGAAUGAUUUGAAGCCAGGCAAGAAUAGCAGCUUGGAGAAAAUGAAUGGAAAAGUUGAAGUCCUCAUUGCACUGCCUCUGGUUGUAAUACUGGUGCUUGGCCUCUUCAAAAACUUCCAUCCGGCUGGUGAAAACCAAUGUCAAAUGACGUAUAUGUUCGAGGGCCCCGAAUAUUUGAGAAUCAAGCUGGAUGCCAGUGUAGAGGCAGUGUAUCCUGACUAUGGCCUCUAUAUCUACGGUGAAGGUCAACAAGCUUCUCUCAUACGGUCCAGCAAGUUCAGGAUGAGCGGUGUACCAGUUUUGUUCCUGCCAGGAAAUGCUGGAAGUUACCAACAGGUGCGUUCACUGGCGUCUGUGGCACUCAGAAUGUCUCUCACCAAGCCAGGAGCAAAUCAUCUCGACUGGUUUACUAUUGACUUCAAUGAGGAAAUGGGAGGGAUUCAUGGCUCAACCUUGAUGUCACAAUCCAACUUUGCGUCAGUAUGUGUUGAGCACAUACUGUCUCUCUAUAAUCACCUCUCCGUGUCAGCACGGCCUAGCAGUGUGGUUAUUGUCGGUCACUCAAUGGGUGGAGUAGUUGCACGGUCACUGCUAACCACCGACCUCUUACCCAGCCACUCGAUACACACUAUUCUAACAUUGGCUUCUCCCCAUCAAACUCCAGCUCUGGCAUUGGAUAAUCAGCUGAAUCAGUUCUACACCACUGUCAACCAGAUCUGGAGCGAACGCACAAAGUCUGGUAACUUGUCGGAUGUGGUGCUGGUGUCCUUAGCUGGAGGCCUGCGUGAUGAAUUGAUUCCGGCUGUACACACUCCCCUGACAGGUCUAGCUGCUGGCAAUGUCUCCAUCAGUAAAGUGAUCAGUGCUGUGCCUCAUGUCUGGCUGUCAACCGAUCACCUUUGCAUCAUGUGGUGCAGACAGUUAGUGCUGGCAUUGACCCGUAUGCUACUUCAAUUGGUCGACACCAAGAGCAAACAGAUGAUGGCAAGUGCAGCUGGUCGCAUGGCGGUCAUUUCUGAGCAUCUCAAUCCCCACUCAACACUCUUGCCAAGCAAAGUGCACAAAAAAAGCUUGUCGAAGGCUGAACUUGUGACUGAACCUAUCUGGCACUACAACGACAAGUCUAGAUCUACGGUGUUUGUUUUCCCAGUGACAUCUCACACACACCUGACACUGGUCAGCAAUGUGCACCAACACGCUCUUCUUGUUCAGUGUACUUUUGAUUUUGAAGAAUUGGUUGGCCGGACCACUCCCAAACUCCUUCCUCCGGUCCUGAGAGGUAUUGAUCACCAGCAGGAUAAGAUCAAUCUAACUGUCAUCAGCUUUAGAUCUGGAGGUGCUGCUGCUGCUGCUGCUACUGCUGGCGACGGUGCUGGUUGUGCUGGUGCUGGUACUGGUGGCAGUGCUGGCAGUGCUGGCGUUGGUGAAGUUGAACUCAGUCAGUCAAACAUUACAAGUCUUUGA
This is a messenger RNA of Sycon ciliatum, 1613 nucleotides long. Its product is annotated as GPI inositol-deacylase-like. Gene Ontology annotation, cellular component: endoplasmic reticulum. The record is from RefSeq and is a predicted model, not a curated record. Gene Ontology annotation, molecular function: phosphatidylinositol deacylase activity. NCBI's taxonomy places the organism in Eukaryota, Metazoa, Porifera, Calcarea, Leucosolenida, Sycettidae. The transcript is spliced from 18 exons. Gene Ontology annotation, biological process: GPI anchor metabolic process; endoplasmic reticulum to Golgi vesicle-mediated transport. Bases 192 to 1613 code for a protein of 473 amino acids.